This is a messenger RNA of Salarias fasciatus (jewelled blenny), 2758 nucleotides long. It is a transcript of the gene serac1, whose product is annotated as serine active site containing 1. Lineage: Eukaryota; Metazoa; Chordata; Actinopteri; Blenniiformes; Blenniidae. The transcript is spliced from 17 exons. The record is from RefSeq and is a predicted model, not a curated record. Bases 144 to 2120 code for a protein of 658 amino acids.
GUGCUUAUGUUGUGUUCAUGAACACUGGGUCGUGGAGGACGUCACUCUACUUCUUCUUAAACUAGUUUUAAAUAAAUAAGGACUGGUUUGCAAACAUAACUCUGGUGACUGACUGAAUAACUGGGAGGGUAAACGGAUGAAGGAUGUCUGUUACGGCUCUGCGUCUGAUCCAGUGUCGCAGACUGAGCACAGCCGGACAACCUGGUGUGAAGAAGGUGUUUCAGUGGAAAGCUUUAAGGAAAGCUGCUAAGGUGACUGGUGCUCUAAUCUUUGGUGGCUGUGUUUUUAUUUCUUAUGAGUUGGUGGCUCUGGAUAAAGCUGUGACCCUCGACACCAGUGCAGUUCUUCAGGAGAAGUACAAGUCCCAAGUCUACCUGAAGGCCACACCCUCAGAUGAAAAUGAGAAUCUCACUGCAGGGCUCACACACAAAACAAGGAAAGAACUUCAUAAAGCAGCAAGACGGCUUCUGGAAAUGUCUUCUAGGCUCUUUCUGCAGUCACUAGAUGAACACUUCAGCCAUGUGGAUGCAGACCCUCAUGAGGUGGCGCUGUGGGUCCUGCUCAAGAGGACGCAGUCAGCUAACAAAGCCAUCAGAUUACAGGCUGUGCAGGAGCUUGCUGACAAUCACCACUGGCACGACUACCAGUAUCAGACAGCAGCCCAGGUCAUAGACCAGCGGACAGCAGUGGGCCUGGCUCGCACUCCUCAGGUAGACCUGCGCUUCUUCCGUCAGCCACCUGCACUGCCCGAAAUGCAAGAGGUUUUAUCAGCCGAGGAUGGACUGAGACAGUUAUUGGCGUCCCUGCCUCAGUCUGAGGUGGACAAGUGUGUUCAGUACUUCACGUCUCUGGCCCUCAGAGAGAGCAGCCAGUCCUUGGCAGCGCAAAGGGGCGGUCUGUGGUGUUUUGGCGGCAAUGGGCUGCCCUACGCCCAGAGCCUCACCUCUGUUCCUUCUGAGAAGGUGGAGUCCUUCUGUCUCCAGGCUCUGGUUCAGCACUCCAAGGUACAGAGUCACUGUGACUACAUUGUCUCAAAUGGAGGUUUACAACUCCUACAGAGAGUUUAUCAGCUCCGGAGAGACUCCCCUAAGAUUCAGAGAAAUAUUGUUCGAAUUAUUGGAAACUUGGCACUAAAUGAAGGCGUUCACCAGGCCAUAAUCCAGUCUGGCUGGUUGUCUGUCCUGGCUGAAAUGAUGCAGUCGCCACACGUCAUGCAGGCGUCUCAUGCUGCCCGAGCGCUGGCCAACCUGGACAGAGAGACCGUGGAGGAGAAAUACCAAGACGGCGUUUACAUCCUCCACCCACAAACCCGUGGCAACCAGCCCAUCAAAGCAGAUGUGCUUUUCAUCCACGGGAUUCUGGGAGCAGCUUUUAAGACGUGGAGGCAGAAGGACCCCAGCACUUCAGAAGAAAAGGAGGCGGAAAGCAAAGAUGAUUACACGGAGUGCUGGCCGAAGUCGUGGCUCGCUGCUGAUUGUCCAAAUUUGAGAGUGCUGUCAGUGGAGUACGACAGUCAUCUCAGCGACUGGAUGGCCAAAUGUCCGGCCGAGAAUCAAAGGAAAUCUUUGGCCUACAGAAGUCAAGAGCUGCUGAAGAAACUAAAGCAGGCAGGAGUUGGAGAGAGACCGGUGGUCUGGGUAGCCCACAGUAUGGGAGGUUUGCUUGUGAAGAAAAUGCUGCUUGAUGCGUCGGGGGACCCGGAUAUGGAUGGGUUACUGAACAACACCAAGGGCAUUUUGUUCUACAGCGUUCCCCACCACGGCACCUUCAUGGCAGAGUAUUCUGUCAAUGUCAGAUAUCUUCUGUUUCCCUCUAUAGAAGUCAGAGAACUAUGUAAAGAUUCACCAGCUCUGCUCAACCUGAAUGAGAGUUUCCUGAACAUCGCCAAAGAGAAGGACUUCAAAGUGCUCAGCUUUGCAGAGACACUGCCAACUAACAUUGGGCCCAUGAUCAAGAUACUGGUGGUGCCAACACAGUCAGCAAAUCUUGGCAUCGGAGAACUUAUUGAGGUGGACGUCGAUCACCUCAACAUCUGCAAGCCCGAGAGGAAGGAUUCCUUUCUGUACAAACGCAGCCUCCAGUUCAUCCUGGAAGCACUGCAGAGCUACAUCAGCCACUGACUGACAACACACACAACCUACUCUAUACUUGAAGUGUGGGAGAGCACUGUCACACGUUCUCAGACCAAAAUAAAGUGACUGCCUUCCAGUUUAAUUUUAAAACCAGAAAUGUGAACACAUUGCAAUGAUAUUGGCUUCUUUCUUUUUUUUUUCUUGACGUGAUUGUCGAGCAUUAUUAGGCCAAAUAGGUUUUGACAUAACUUCUCUUUUUAAUGAACAUGAGCAAUUAUAUAAUAUCUACAGGUCACUUCAGAUGUAGAAAAGUUACAUGAGAUUUUAUUUUGCUGUAAUUUUUCCUGCUUAUUAUUUGGAUACAUCACACUUACAUUACUUAUGUAGCUCCAAAUGCACUUAUGUUAAAUUGCAACUUAGACUUACGCCACUUGUCAUCUGCAGUGGCGAAGCUUUUUGUUUUAUUUUUGUUUCUAUUUUAUUUUAGCCACAGUAUUACAGUAAUGCUUUGUGCCAAAAUAUAUUCCUUCGGAAGCCUUACCUCAGAUGGGACUGGAGCAACAUAGUAGUUCAGGAUGCUAUAUUUAUUUCUACAUGACUAAUCAAACAGUUGAGUUUUCUAUUUUCUUGCAGGCCUCAAAUCCCAUUAGCAACGUCAAGUGUCGACAAUUGAAUAAAUGUGGGAA